This is a messenger RNA of Prorocentrum cordatum, 1353 nucleotides long. The record is from the annotation of a GenBank genome assembly. Lineage: Eukaryota; Dinophyceae; Prorocentrales; Prorocentraceae.
AUGCCAGCCGCUGGCGAUCCCAGCGGAAUGGAGGUCCCUGCCACCUUGGGGGCCGUGGCCCCUGGGGCCUUGGCAGAGGCGUUUGUUGUCGGCUCUGGCGGGGCCGCCACGCCUGAGGGCGCGGCAGGGGCGCCACCCACUCCGGGCACGGCUCCCGCGCCGUGCUUGCAGGUUCAGCCGCAGGCCGCGAAGCGAAGCCUGCCCGAGGACGCCGAGGCACGCGAUGCUGGCGCCAUGCAGCUUGAGUGCCCAAAGUGCGACGACCCUCUGACCGAUGAGACCAUCGCCAAGACCACUCAGGACAAGAAGAAGUUCGCCAUGGGCCUCCCGUGCGACUGCAAUGAUUGUAAUGGGCACUACAAAGACUUGACCCGUAGGUGGAAGACCAACCGUUCGCUGCAGGUGUGGUUCAACGGGAUGGAGGAGAAUGAGAGGAAGGACUGGUUCAAAGGCAAAAAGGCUAUCACCUCGAAACUUUCUCUGGCCCAGAAGAGGGCGCAGAAUAAGAGACUCAAGGCCACGGAGGCCGACGAGAAAAAGAAGGGCGAGCGUCCGGGGAAGCUUUUGCAUUGGAAGCCAUGGCACAUCGUGAAGCGCGACCUCAUGAUUGAAGGCUACACCGCCGAGAGCGCCAAGCAGGAGUGGCGACGACGGUGCAUGGACAAGUCUUACAAGAUGAAGCUCAUCGACAACAUGUGGCACAUGGCCGAGUACCAGGGUGUCAUGGACGAGAGCUUCACGGAGGUUGGGCAUGCAGUGCGGAUGGAGGCAGUUCAUUCGUGCGAUGACACGGAGGCAGCUGGGCGCGCAGCGGAUGUCUUGGACAGCUUCAUCGCCCGUGCUCCCCCGGCCCCGUCCAUGGCCGAGUUCGCCCCUCAAGACGCUGACGGCCACGUGCCGGAACAGUUCGUGGAAGGGGCGGUCAUGGACAUGCCCUUGGACCAGCCGUGGCUUGCAAUGGACGGGACGAUGGUUGGCAUGGAAGAGGUGGAGCGCUUGCAGAAGAACUUGAACGACUUCAUGAUGCAGUGCGAGGUGGAGGCCGAGGGCGUGGAAGUUCCAGCCGAGGAGAAGAGCACCGACCACGCCGACCUGUUGCUGAAGAUGCGGCAGCAGAUCGCGAAGGCGAAGCUUACAAUGCAGGGGCAAGCUGAGGCUUUGGAGCUGUCGUCGGAUCAGCUCCUGACGCACGUGCGGACGGUCGAGUUCCCUAGCGUUCAAAGACAUGGUCAAAGAUGGAGGAUCCGUUCAAAGACAUGGUCAAGGAGGCCUCUACGCUGCACCUCGGUCUCGGCGCGUGGACCGAUGAUGCCCAGAAGUCGAUGGGCAACAUCAUUGCAGGCCAGUCCCUGA